Theileria equi strain WA is the source of this 618-nucleotide messenger RNA. RefSeq lists its product as hypothetical. The transcript has a single exon. Gene Ontology annotation, molecular function: protein binding. The record is from RefSeq and is a predicted model, not a curated record. NCBI's taxonomy places the organism in Eukaryota, Apicomplexa, Aconoidasida, Piroplasmida, Theileriidae. The coding region runs from base 1 to 618 and encodes 205 amino acids.
AUGCCAGAGCUGGGGAAGUUGAACAAAGCUGUGGAAGAUGUCAUGAGCGCCUGUUUUUCAGGCACUCUGGACCAGCUGAAGGACAAAGUGCAGGCUCUGCUGAGAGUUGAUGCCGGAGGUGACUCAAAUGUCAUAGAAAAGACAAAGAACGCCAAGGAUUAUUUAACGUCUCUGGAAUUAUCGGCUCUGGAGUCUAUUCGUGACUCUCAGAAACAUUCAGUGGCCCAUAUAGCAGCGGCUGGCGGUAAUGUUGAGAUUUUGCAAACUCUUUUGACCGCGUCUCCAAGCUUCGCUCAUAUUGAGGACGAAAAUGGAGAGAAUCCGCUCUUUUAUGCCAUUAGAGCCGCCGAAAGUUGGAAGGGAGAUCACGGCGCUUCCAAAGAUUUGUCAAAGUCAGACAGGAUGGCCUGUCUACUGCUUCUAAUCGCACACUCUGGACCAAAUUCAAUGAGUAAACGCGGAGCUAGUGCUCUGCAUAUCGCAUCAGAACUUGGAGACUCUUCCAUAUGCAAAAUUUUACUGGAAAAUCAAGCAGAUGUAAGUUUAUCUGUGAGCGCAUUCAACUGUAGACCAUGUGAUAUAACUGAGGUACUAGCAUCUGCGAUUUUACACUGGUAG